CACUUCUCUAGUUGUUGUUGCAGCCGUAGCCGAGCCGCAUUCAAGAAAAACUAAUUUUGAUUGGAAAGUUUCACUUACCUGUUUUUAUAACUAUUUCUAUAAAAAGGAAUAAAAAUAACUAGACAUGACUUCUCAAAAAAGUACCAGAGAAGUAUUGCUUACUUGCAUCGACGAUAUCGAAAUCAUCGCAAAGGAACUUUUGGACAACUUAAUAGCCCAGAAGCAGCAGAAACCUAUGAGUACUGAACACUCUCAACUUGUUGAAUUGGUUCUUCAAAAAGACACUGAUCUUAAGGCAACACUUAAGUUGGCUGAAGAACAAGGUGUAUUACAACAAAAAGUAGUUGCCUUAGAGACAGAAGUUGAAAGGCAUGAUGUUGAGAUUCGAAAUCUUCAAAAGCAGCUUAAGGAGGCAGAGCAGCUAUUAGCUACUGCAAUCUUUCAAGCUAAGCAAAAGUUGCAAUCAAUCACACGGGCGAAUAACAGACCUGUAAAUUCCGAAGAGUUGAUAAAAUUUGCUCACAGAAUAUCGGCUUCCAACGCUGUUUGUGCUCCUUUGAAUUGGCAGCAAGGAGAUUUACGCAGACCAUAUCCCACGGAUAUUGAAAUGCGGCUAGGAUUUUUGGGCCGUCUUGGUGAAAUGAAUGUCAAUGGACACAUGAGUUUUCCAGAACUUUUGCAUCGUCCUAAUCAUUCUUUGCAGCAGGGGUCUUCAGUUCCGAAUUCUCAAGCAGGCACUUAUAGUUGGUUAUCUCAAAAUGACCUGCAAAUGCCCUGUUUGUCAGUUUCACACUUGGGUGUGAGUGGUGGAAUGGAUCACAAAAAUCCCAAGAAAGAGAAUGAAGAUGUCGACGUUAUGUCUACGGACUCGAGUAGCAGUUCAUCUUCCGAUUCUCAGUAAACACGUGAGCUAACAAUUUACACUCUGUAUCCUGCGCGAUUGCUUAAUAUUGUUGGUAACCAUCCUGUAUACUAUUCUACUUUCGCAUUUCUUUUUGAAAACCUUCCUCAUUCAAAGGUUCGUAAAAUAGAUAAAUAUUUGUGCAA
Messenger RNA from Daphnia pulex (common water flea), 1047 nucleotides. RefSeq names its product mediator of RNA polymerase II transcription subunit 4-like (gene MED4). The record is from RefSeq and is a predicted model, not a curated record. Lineage: Eukaryota; Metazoa; Arthropoda; Branchiopoda; Diplostraca; Daphniidae. Gene Ontology annotation, cellular component: mediator complex; core mediator complex. The transcript has 5 exons. Gene Ontology annotation, molecular function: transcription coregulator activity. Gene Ontology annotation, biological process: regulation of transcription by RNA polymerase II. Bases 125 to 901 code for a protein of 258 amino acids.